Messenger RNA from Pongo pygmaeus (Bornean orangutan), 2064 nucleotides. It is a transcript of the gene TACO1, whose product is annotated as translational activator of cytochrome c oxidase I. NCBI's taxonomy places the organism in Eukaryota, Metazoa, Chordata, Mammalia, Primates, Hominidae. The record is from RefSeq and is a predicted model, not a curated record. The transcript is spliced from 5 exons. Bases 808 to 1701 code for a protein of 297 amino acids. Gene Ontology annotation, cellular component: mitochondrion.
CGGAUUCGGUUUUCUCUUUCGAGACAGCAGAGAGAAAAUGAAGAGUGGAGUUUAGCUCCAAAAGGCUUGUCUGAUCAUUCUCCCUCUCCCAAAGGCCUGUGACUCAUCUGAGUCUGUCCCAAACCAUCUCUUGCAUCUACGGGCUUAAGUGCACUGUGGCUAUUUACAUAAAACUUUAUUACUUUAAAGCUCUAAGGGCUCAUUUUGUGUUUCCAACUUUCCUAUGUUGAUAAAGCAAAUAUUAGAUCCUUAUUUAUAAAUAGGGAAGACGUUCAGAGAGAUUAAACAUUUGGGCAAUUCACUUCUCUGGCAGCAGUUUCUUUCCCAGUACAAUGAGGCAACAACAAAAUAUUUAUCAUUCUGGACUUGCUCAGAUUUAGGCAGCAAUUUGGAAGCAAAGUCAGUUUCAUAACUCAGAUGUGUCUCCACUAGAACAUUAUGAGAAACAAAGUCCGGCGCUCUCUAGGCAACCGGGAGGGCUUGAGCACUAACUAGAUCUGCUCAAGGGCAAGAGAGGAGCGAGUACCGUGCAGCCACGGAACGGACUUUGCGGGCAGUGGGGACGUGUUUUUGGAGCGAACCCGGUAAAGGAAGUGUGCUACGCCAUCAAGGGCCCCCAGUCCCGGCUGCCGCGGGGACGGUGCAGGGUCAUUAGCUGUUGAGCCGCCCCGGGCGGGCCCAAGCCGUUGGGUCUCAGGUGACCGGCACAGGCGGCCGCGGGGUCCGGAACUGCUUGCUCCGGCAGUGGAAGAGACGGGCAGGCGUUGGCCGCUGCUGCUAGCAGCUUGAACCCCAGGGUCGGGACCGAUGGCGGCUUGGGCUGCUGCCAGCCUAAGCAGGGCCGCUGCCCGAUGCUUGCUGGCACGAGGCCCCGGGGUCAGGGCGGCUCCUCCGCGCGACCCCCGGCCCUCCCACCCCGAGCCCCGGGGCUGCGGUGCCGCUCCGGGCAGGACGCUGCACCUCACCGCGGCUGUCCCCGCCGGGCACAACAAGUGGUCCAAAGUCAGGCACAUCAAGGGUCCGAAAGACGUCGAAAGGAGUCGCAUCUUCUCCAAACUCUGUUUGAACAUCCGCCUGGCAGUGAAAGAAGGAGGCCCCAACCCUGAGCACAACAGCAACCUGGCCAAUAUCUUAGAGGUGUGUCGCAGCAAACAUAUGCCCAAGUCAACGAUUGAGACAGCACUGAAAAUGGAGAAAUCCAAGGACACUUAUUUGCUGUAUGAGGGUCGAGGCCCUGGUGGCUCUUCUCUGCUAAUCGAGGCAUUAUCUAACAAUAGCCACAAGUGUCAAGGAGACAUUAGACAUAUCCUGAAUAAGAAUGGAGGAGUGAUGGCUGUAGGAGCUCGUCACUCUUUUGACAAAAAGGGGGUGAUUGUGGUUGAAGUGGAGGACAGAGAGAAGAAGGCUGUGAACCUAGAGCGUGCCCUGGAGCUGGCAAUCGAAGCAGGAGCUGAGGAUGUCAAGGAAACUGAAGAUGAAGAAGAAAAGAACGUUUUUCAAUUUAUUUGUGAUGCCUCUUCACUGCACCAAGUGAGGAAGAAGCUGGACUCCCUGGGCCUGUGUUCUGUGUCCUGUGCACUAGAGUUCAUCCCCAACUCAAAGGUGCAGCUGGCUGAGCCCGACCUGGAACAGGCCGCACAUCUCAUUCAGGCUCUCAGCAACCAUGAGGAUGUGAUUCACGUCUAUGAUAACAUUGAAUAACCAGGCUACAUGUGCCCCCGGGUUCCUUCCUAGAAAUGUGGCAGCCCAUUCCAGCACACAGGCUUCUGCAGCAAUCUCUGAGGGUAAAGCCGGUGGGAGGCUCAGCAGGCCAGGAGGCCCAAGGCCAGGACUUGCGACCUUGAAGCCAAAGGAAUCUCACUUGUGGGGCCUCCUUGUCAGCUCUGCUGCUGUCUCAGAGCCAUCUGGAUGAGUGUCCAGACACCCUCUUGGAUGCAGGGCGGGACCACCCAGCUGGUCAGACUCUGAUGUUGGGUAGCUGGCCUCUGUGGGGAUUGUAAGUGCCCUGAGGCGCUCUGUACUAGAAACUGCUCUUAAUAAUAACAGUGAUUAUUGGUUGCUGCA